Hypomesus transpacificus is the source of this 3601-nucleotide messenger RNA. RefSeq names its product opsin 7, group member a (gene opn7a). The transcript has 6 exons. The record is from RefSeq and is a predicted model, not a curated record. Gene Ontology annotation, molecular function: G protein-coupled receptor activity. Gene Ontology annotation, biological process: G protein-coupled receptor signaling pathway; visual perception. NCBI's taxonomy places the organism in Eukaryota, Metazoa, Chordata, Actinopteri, Osmeriformes, Osmeridae. Gene Ontology annotation, cellular component: membrane. Bases 934 to 2328 code for a protein of 464 amino acids.
UCCUCCAGUUCCAAAUGGCAAUCUCUAUUGAAUAGAUUUAGCAAUCAGAGAAUGCCAUGUCUUCAUCCUAUCUUCAUAUUACUUUGAUACGUUUUGAUUUCUAUUUUAGAUUUUCUAACUUCAAGAUGAAGAAAAUGCUCAUUUUAUCCUCAAGCACAGACCUUGCACUGACCGCUGCCUCCUGGCCUGUUUGGUUUAGCAGGGAGGCUGGGCUCUUUCCCCAGGUCCCGUCUCAGCCAAUCAUUUCCCAGUAUUCUCUCCUGAGCUGACACUCAUUCAAUUGGCUAACUCCUCCUAGCUCCACUACUCUAAUUGAUUUGGAGGACUGGUACAUAUUGGGUCUGACUAAUAUGUAAUUCUCACCACAGCCUAGUUCAGUUAUAACAAGUAGGCCAGCCUAUUCUUUUGUCUCUAUACCUUAUCACCAUCCAGUCUGAGAGAUGCAGAUUUUUUUACAUUGCUUCCCUGCAGCUCGAAAACAUUGAAAAAAGUUCCAGGGCGCGUGCUUUCCUAUUGGAAAGGUAAUUUGAUGCAAACUAUCAGAAUAAACACCAGGGUUCCUGGAAAUACGCACGAAGUGUUUCCAAUCAAAUUAUCCGACAUAGGAAGUAGUGGGCACUCGCUUGCAAUGGGCAUGCCCUACAGCCCUUCAAAUACUGUUGUGCGCCCGCCCCCUCCCCUAUUCGGUAGUUUGGACACAUUGCGGUAAAGCUGAUCCCGCAUGGCCAUGCUUGCGAGCCAAAGAACGAAGGUAUACAAACUACCCUACCUAUGAUGUUGCCCCGUCUAGCUCUCCGUGGACUAUAUAGUCUAAAGAGAAGAUUCUCUCUCACACACGAAGAUAUCUACUCGGAGCAUGGCAGGAUUUAGCCUGUGAAGCAAGUUUCAGCGCGUCUUCAUCGCGCCGUGCCAAGAGUUGUGCACUCGUUUCGGAUGGGGAUUUAUGGACUGACCGUAAAACAAGAGAUGGGGUGGCUUGCAGACAACACCAGUUUCCACUCCAACAUCUCUGAAGCGGCGGACCUAGCUGUUGCCGUGGUCUACUCUAUAUUCGGUGUGUGUUCACUGGUAGGGAACACCGUGCUGCUCUAUGUGUCCUAUAAGAAGAAGAAACUUCUCAAACCAGCCGAGUUUUUCAUCAUCAACUUGGCUGUCAGUGACCUCGGCAUGACCCUUAGCCUUUACCCCUUGGCUGUGACCUCCAGCAUCUACCACAGGUGGUUGUAUGGUAAGACUGUGUGUCUCAUUUAUGCUUUCUGCGGUGUUCUGUUUGGGAUCUGCAGUCUCACAACCCUCACUAUCCUCAGCACCGUGUGCUGUCUGAAGGUGUGCUACCCCCUCUACGGUAACCGCUUCGGCCCCGACCACGGGCGCAUCCUGAUCUGCUGUGCCUGGGCCUACGCCCUGGUGUUCGCGUGCUCCCCUCUCGCCCACUGGGGGGCCUACGGGCCCGAGCCCUACGGCACGGCGUGCUGCAUCGACUGGCGCGUCUCCGGCCUGGACGCGGGCGCCCGCUCCUACACCGUGGCGCUGUUCGUGUGCUGCUACGCGCUGCCCUGCGCCGUCAUCGCCUCCUCCUACACGCAGAUCCUGGCGACGGUGCGCGAGUCGCGGCGGGCCGUGGGGCGGCACGUCUCCGCCCAGACGCGCAUGGGCAACAUCCAGACCGUCAUAGUCAAGCUCAGCGUGGCCGUGUGCAUCGGCUUCUUCGCCGCGUGGAGCCCAUACGCCAUGGUGUCCAUGUGGGCGGCGUUCGGCCACAUGGACGCCAUCCCCCCGAUGGCGUUUGCCAUCCCCGCCAUGUUUGCUAAGUCGUCCACCCUGUACAACCCCUUGGUGUACCUGCUCCUGAAACCCAACUUCCGCCACCUGCUGUCCAAGGACCUGCUGUCGCUGCGGCGGGCCUGCCUGCAGCGCUGCAGCUGGGUGCGCCGCCUCUCCUGCCGCUCGGUCGCGGCCGUCGGCCUGCGAUCGCUGCUGCGGCCACGGGUCGGCGACGCGGCGGCCGACGCGGCCUCCUCGCGGGACGUCCUGGGCUCCUCCCACUGCGCCUGCGAGCGCUGCCGGGACCCGUUUGAGUGCUUCAAGCAGUACCCCCGCCGGUGUCACGUCAACGUCAACACCGUGCAGCUCUCGUUGAUGGAUCGCGUGGAGGCCCCCCCCGCCGCCCCCCCACCGGGGCCCGGGCCCGCCCCCCUGGCCCGGACGCACCCGGACGCCAAGCAGAGCGUGCGCGUCGUCGUUCGUGGGCAGAAGAGCGCAGAGGUCGAUGGCCUGGAGGUCACCCUGGAGACAGUGCCCGCCCACCUCAAAACCAUUGCUCAGUGAAAGACCUUCACAAGUGCGCACGCACACACAGACUCAGCCUCUCUGUGAAUGUAUUCUUUAAACAUUUUUCUACAUCUAAGAAAAAAAAAAGUUCUUCUUUGUCUAGGAGGAUGUUUUGGGGGGGGUUUCAUCUAUGACUUUAAAAGCGUCUGCUAAAUGAAUAAAUGUAAAUGACUCACGUUGAUAACUAUUUACCUCAUUGUAGUUCUUUUAGAAUCAGAUGAUGCAAAGUAAAACCCAUUGAGAGGUGGGCCUCAUUCUGUUUGUCCAACGAUUCUUCACCCUUUUAAACAGUGAUCUCAACCAAUCACAGGACAAUAGAGGUUGAAAUCAACCAAUAGCGUGUUGAGUUGAGACGUGUCUCAACAGCACUUCCUUAAUCCAUGGAAACCAAACUCAGGAAGGACAACACACUUCGAGGACACUGAAAUGGGAUAAAGAAUAUUUUAUUAUAUACACAUGAGAUUUUUUAUUUUCACCAUUUCCAUUUCCUCAUGAGAAUUUAUUUAAUUUGCUAACAUAUUUAUGAAGUCAUCUUUUGUUUUUAUGUCAACUCUAAUAGGUAGAUGGUGAUGGUUCUUUAAUAUGUUGCCUUUGAAGAGCAGCUACUGUACUGCGACAUGUCAGACUAAAACUAAACCCAGACUUUCAGUAUUUCAGUAUCCAACUCUGAGCCAUGGCGUCUGCCCUCUCCAAAGAAGUCACCAAAGACAGAUCCUGCUGUCAACAUGUCUGCAUUGUAUGCAAAAAACUAUUGUGACAUUACAUGCAAGUUUCACCUUGUGAGAAUGAACAAAGUUUAAAAUUUUGAGGGAUCCUUUUAAAAAUAUUUUUUGAUGUUUCGCGGGGGCCCUGUGGGGGGUGGGGUGGUGGUUUGUGGUUGUUAUUCUGCAGUAUUGUGCGUGCCAAUGGUGUUCAAUAGGUCUGAACUGAACCUCCAAACUUGAAAAGAAUGCUUUUCUAGAACGGUGCCUUCUGAGAAGUGCAAGGAUCUUUUCAGAUAUCACAAUCAAAGGGCUGUAGUUGAACUUGAGGUGUACCUAGAAAUAUGAUCCUUAUGGAAAAUUCUAGUGCACAUGUGCAACAUAGAAACCAGCCCUAUCUACUGCACCUUGCAUUUGUAUGACUACUGAAAUUGUUUAUGGUGCUGUAAAAAUGAAUUGUUUUUUUAAUAUUUUACGUUAGCGUGUUGACGCUUUGUUUGGAUGAAUCAAAGUGUUCUAGAAGUAAACCACAAGUGGAAAAACGGUGUCAGUGCAGUGGGACGUGUGUG